Molecule: messenger RNA, 935 nt
Organism: Leptopilina heterotoma
Lineage: Eukaryota; Metazoa; Arthropoda; Insecta; Hymenoptera; Figitidae
Exons: 2
Coding region: 205-609 (134 amino acids)
Source: RefSeq, a predicted model, not a curated record
AAGAUAGUGAAAAAGAAAAAUUUUGAUAUGAAGAUUUUAAAUGAGAAGAAGGGAGAUAAAGGGAAACAGAUUAAUUGAAAAUGAGGUGUGUAGGUACAGUCACUUUUGUUGGCAAUUUAGGCGCUGUGUCACAGAAAAAAAACGUAGCUCCGGUAGUGCAAAGGGAAGUCAAGUCUUAGCUGCUAAGACUUCAGGGUAAGACGUAUGCUGACGUUUUGGGUAAGCUUCGCAAAGAGGUUAAUCCGGAUGCCAGUCACUCAAGAGAAAGAAGAAGGAAACACCCCAAAGAAGAUGGACACAAUUGGGGCGGAAACGCCAAAGCCAGAAUUACCAGAAUUAGAAAGAAAUUCUAUGAGGGGAUCGACAAUGGUCAUCAGUGUAGUUCAGGGUAAGACGUAUGCUGACGUUUCGGGUAAGCUUCGCAAGGAGGUUAACCCGGAUUCCAGUCACUCAAGAGUCGUAGUUGCAAGAGCUACGAAGAAGGGAGAUCUCCUGAUUAAAAUCGGAGGCGACUCCAAUAAAAAGACCUUCCCUGCAGAGGUUACCAAAGCGGUAGAAGGCAUAUGUAAGGUAGUCUGUGGAUCGAAGGGUAACGCUGGAGAUCCGUGACUUGGAUUGUCUUACCCAAAUAGAAAAGCUCUAGGAAGUGUUGGUAGAUGUCCUGAAGAAGCCAGGAAGCAGGAAGAGGAAAAAUUUCAGGAAUUUGAACGUAUAAAGAUAGGCUUUAUGUCGUGUCCAAUUAGGAAAAGAGUAAUGGUCACAAGGUAUCAUCAGUACCUUGAUUACUGACACAUAGGAAGAGAUUGUAAGACUGACAUAGUGCCUGCAUGCUUCAGGUGCGGAGAAGUCGAUCAUAAGUUCGUAAACUGUAAAAGAAGCCCAAGCUGCUUCCUUUGUAAGGAAAAGUAUGAAUGAAGAGUAAAAAAGUCAGAAUG